Drosophila innubila is the source of this 1118-nucleotide messenger RNA. RefSeq lists its product as uncharacterized. The transcript is spliced from 3 exons. NCBI's taxonomy places the organism in Eukaryota, Metazoa, Arthropoda, Insecta, Diptera, Drosophilidae. The record is from RefSeq and is a predicted model, not a curated record. Bases 149 to 1006 code for a protein of 285 amino acids.
CACAGUCAACAGUUUUUGUCCGAUAAGAGAGUCGCAGCUUUAUAACACAACCGCUAACGGAACAGUCCAGUCAGUCAACUACCAACCUCGUUCAGAAUAGUGUCAGAUAUCUGUCAGUUCUUUCGAAAAAUAAAUAUAUAUACACAAAAUGGAUCACACCUGGGUUGCCCGCAAUGUCUACGAUUCGCUGCCACCAUUCGCCAUCGUAGCUGGACACGAUUCGGACAACGAUCCCAUCUACGUGGGUCGCGCUUAUCACAAUGGAGACAUGCUCCCGGCCAAGGUGAUUCCCGGCAAGCAGCAGGCUUACGUGGCCUGGGGAGGUGAGGAGAUUAACAAGCACGACUUCGAGAUUCUCACCGGACACCAUUACUGCUGGAUUCCUGCCAGCAAUGGUGAAGUACCUCCCCAUGCUCUGCGCGUAGGCCAAACCUCCGACGGAGAGGCUCUGUAUGUGGGACGUGGCUACUUCUCCGGCAGUCUGACACCCGGAAAGGUGCAUCCCUCCCACGGUUGCCUGUACAUUCCUUAUGGCGGUGCCGAACACAAACUGGAGGCCUAUGAGGUUCUGGUACAGCCCGAAACUUGGGUCAGCUCCUCGGGCAGCAACAUUGUGCCCGGUACCAUUCUGGCCGGACACGAUUCCGACGGAGAUGCCAUCUACGUUGGUCGUGCCUACCACGAGGGAGAUCUGCUGCCCGCCAAGGUGAUUCCCAACAAGUCUUGCGCCUAUGUGCCCUACGGCGGACAGGAGCACGUCAAGUACGACUUUGAGCUGCUUGCCGGUUACGGUUACGGUUGGGUACCCGACGGCUUUGGCAAUGUUCCCGGCGGUGCCGUCGUGUGCGGUCGUACCAACGAUGGAGAGGCCCUUUAUAUUGGCCGUGGGCACUACAAUGGCAGCUUCACUCCCGGCAAGAUCCAUCAGUCGCAUCACUGCAUGUACAUUCCCUAUGGUGGUCAGGAGGUGCGCCUGGACAACUACGAGGUGCUCGUUAGGUCCUAGACUGAUUAAUCCAAUCCCACAAUUUAAUACUUCGGUUCAGUCUACUUCAUUAUUUUGUACAACAUUUCUAAUCUAUUAAAUUAUUCGUAUUUCAUCAGUCACUUAAAAAUAA